ACAACACUGGCAGUGUCUGUCCGUCUAGACAUUAUAAAGUUGUACAAUAUAGAAACUGAGAGUUAACCGGAAAUCAUGGUGGACUUUCCUUCAUUUACAAAUCUUACAUUCAAUGAUUCUGGGCGCAUGGAGGAUUUUCCAUUUGGCUUUCUUAACCGGACAAAUCAGAUGUUUGUAACAAAAUAUAAGGGAAAUGAUAGUGCGGUGACAAACCAAAACCAAACUACAUCCUCUGAGCUAGAGGUCCUCUCGGAUAAUUUUGUUGUCCUCUUUAAAUGCUUUACGAUCACGCGCAUCAUGCCCUUGAUCUCCAUCUUCAUCAUUCUUCUUAGUUUGCCCCUGAAUGGUUUGGCCUUCGUGACGUUCACCUGUAAGAUUCAAAAGAAGAAACCAGCAGUGAUCUACAUGUCUCACCUGGCGUGUGUGGACCUGCUCUUCACCCUGCUGCUGCCUCUGAAGAUCCACUACCAACUAAACGGUACAGAUUGGGUGUUCGGUGAGGCGGCAUGUCGUUUGCUCACUGCGGCUUACUACUGCAACAUGUACUGCUCCAUACUGCUGAUGAUGUGCAUGAGUGUGGACAGGUUGCUGGCCGUGAUGUUUCCAGUCGCCUCACUGACCUGGAGGAGCGCAAGGAAAGCCACAUUCAUAUGCACAUUAGUCUGGCUGCUGGCGCUCGCUGGUACAGUGCCGCUUCUCUCAAUGAGACAAACAUUCCGUUUCCAGAAUCUGGGAGUCACCUGCUUUGACUUGUUUGACGAAAACACUUCAGAGACAUUAUACUUAUCCGUGUUCUUAAUCCUCCCCUGCAUCUUCUACUUCUUGCCGCUGAUCGUCAUCUUAGUGAGCUACUCUACUAUCAUUUAUGUGCUCUGUGCUAAACGUGGUCACUCAGUAACUUCAUCAUCUUCCUCUGACAACCGAAGGAGGGCUGCGAUUAUGGUCACUGCUGUGCUGACUGAGUUUGUGGUGUGCUUUGCACCAUCCAAUGGCUUUCUGUUGUACCACUGUGUUCGUUUAGCCAAGGGAAGCGAUGGGUCGGACACCUACUUGGCUUACCUGAUGGCUGUGUGUUUGGGAAGCUCAAGUGUUUUUCUGGACCCUCUGCUGUACUGUUACGGAUCAUCUCAAUACAGAGAGCAGAUCCGCUCUGUGUUUUGGGGCUACAAGGCAAAAAGAGCUGACAUAACAUCAAACACAACACAAAACACACGCACAAAUCCUAUCUCAGCUGCACCGUGUAACAAACAAACAGCCUAAAUAAAAAGCAGAUCUCACUUUAAACUAUUUACAUUGCAUUUAGUGGACGCCUUUAU
Molecule: messenger RNA, 1316 nt
Organism: Labeo rohita (rohu)
Lineage: Eukaryota; Metazoa; Chordata; Actinopteri; Cypriniformes; Cyprinidae
Product: proteinase-activated receptor 1-like
Exons: 2
Coding region: 76-1260 (394 amino acids)
Biological process (GO): positive regulation of Rho protein signal transduction; phospholipase C-activating G protein-coupled receptor signaling pathway; positive regulation of blood coagulation
Cellular component (GO): membrane
Molecular function (GO): thrombin-activated receptor activity
Source: RefSeq, a predicted model, not a curated record